Molecule: messenger RNA, 1641 nt
Organism: Durusdinium trenchii
Lineage: Eukaryota; Dinophyceae; Suessiales; Symbiodiniaceae
Source: the annotation of a GenBank genome assembly
AGCGUUUGCGGCUACCCGGACACGCCCCCUUUUUCCGUGUCCAGUGCUGUGAGGUGCGGGACGAGGCGCUGAUGUGGACGUGAUUUUCAGGAAUGGCUACGUCCAAGGACGCCAAGGACAAAGCACGUAAGGGCGAUUCCAAGAAGGAGCGCUCCAAGAGAGAUGGAAAGCCCAAGAAGGGUGAAUCCACUGAGAGAUCCAAGCGAAAAUCUGAAGGCAGGAAGCAGGCCAUAAGCAAGACAGAAGAGGAGCGGUCUGUGCGCCAUGAGACCGCGCGGAAGCGGAAAUCCGAGGAGGCCCCUGUGGAAAAGAAGAAGAAGAAGCCAAAAAAGGAGAAGAAGGACAAACCACAGGACGAGGACGACGAGGACCGGCGGCGGCUGCAAGGCGGCGCCGCGGACGGCGUGGUGAAGGCGGCCUCGCCUGGUCCGAAGGAUGUGGAGGUGAAGAAGAAAGAGAAGACCAAAGAGAAGAAGGUUGCGAAAGAGAAAACUGAAAAGGUCGCUUCCAAGAAGCCAGAGCUUCGAAGAAAAGGGCCUUGUGCAGCAGAAGCUCUGGAUGAUGAACCAAAAGGCGUCGGCCCUGGCCGCCGAGCCUCAAAGAGCAAGUCACCUCCCAAUGGCAUUCGGCUGAAACCCUCUCCUGAGAAGGAAUCCAAGCCAGCUGCCAAGGACGAGCCACGCGCCGCGGUGCCGUCUCCCUCCAGCGCCGAGAGCUCCGACGCGGUGGAGCGCCGCCGGAAGCGCCGGGAGUCCGCGGGGCUCAAGGCGGCCUCGGGCUUCGGCCUGGCGCCGGUACCGCCCGUGCCCAGCGAGGCUGCCGGCCCACUGAUGUACGGCCCUGCUGGUCCUUUGGUCCCGUUGCCAGCGACGGUUCAGGGCUUGUUGGAGCACCAGGACUUCUUGGCUCAGGAGGUGAUGCGGAUGAAGAUGGCCGUGGAGGCCGCCGGUGGCGUCGCUCCAUCCACGAAGGACAAGGAGGAGCCGGCUGAGACGACCAUCAAGAUGCCCACGCGGCUCACCGAUUGUCUCAUGGAGCCUGAGAACCUGGCGAAGCUCUUAGCGAAGACGGGUCUUCUUUCAGCCGCCUUGAACCAGGAGAAGCACCUUAUUUUGCGGUCUGCUUCCCGGAAGCAGCUACAGAAGACCCUGGCACAGCUCCGGCGAAUUGCGUGGGCAUGCCAGUGGGGCUGUAGUUCUUCCAAGGUUGGUGCUUUGCUGGCAGAGAAGCCGGCGAAGGCCUUGAAUUCCAUGGUCCUUCGCCUGGCGGCGACCUCCAGUCGACUCUCGUCUCACGACGCAAAGCUGAACGCCAAGAUGCGCAAGAUUCGACUGGGCACACAGGCCGGUCCUGGGAUGCUGCAACUCGAAGGCAUUCCAGGGCUGUCUCGGAAGCAUUGCACCGUCACAUUCGAGCCCGAGAAGGGUGCUUGCUAUGUUCAGGAUGUCUCCACCAAUGGGACCUACCUCAAUGGGAAGCGUUUGCCAAGACCACCCUUCAAGAACCCCGCGGAUGCCAGAGUGCGUCUCUUCCAUGGGGACGAGCUGCUCUUCAAGCUGCGGACUGAUGACGCAGAGGAGUUGGGAUAUGUGAUCAAUUUGGUGGAGCUCAGCUGAAGAGCGCACGACGUUGCGACGUGGA